Molecule: messenger RNA, 1716 nt
Organism: Vigna angularis (adzuki bean)
Lineage: Eukaryota; Viridiplantae; Streptophyta; Magnoliopsida; Fabales; Fabaceae
Product: dol-P-Man:Man(5)GlcNAc(2)-PP-Dol alpha-1,3-mannosyltransferase
Exons: 12
Coding region: 60-1412 (450 amino acids)
Cellular component (GO): endoplasmic reticulum
Molecular function (GO): dol-P-Man:Man(5)GlcNAc(2)-PP-Dol alpha-1,3-mannosyltransferase activity
Source: RefSeq, a predicted model, not a curated record
AUAAAAAUUAGAGAAAGAGAAAGUGAGGGCGUUGAUCGUGGAAGAAUAAUAAAACGGAGAUGGGUGGCAGAAGGUUGAAAAACAGAGAAACCAUGGGCGUUGAAUCGGUGGCGCCGUCGCCACCACCUCCGAGAUCGGAAGGAAAAACCGCUUUGCUCCAAAACCCCAAGAUACCCUUCUCACUGGCUCUUCUCUUCGCUGACGCCCUCCUCGUCACACUCAUAAUCGCGUUUGUACCUUAUACGAAGAUAGAUUGGGACGCUUACAUGUCACAGGUUAGCGGAUUUCUCGAAGGGGAGAGAGACUUCCGCAACCUCAAAGGCGACACUGGUCCUCUCGUCUACCCUGCUGGCUUUCUCUACAUUUACUCUGCAUUUCAGUAUCUUACCCAAGGACAAGUUUACCCUGCUCAGAUUCUGUUUGGUGUAUUGUACAUCAUUAACUUAGCAAUCGUUCUCGCCAUCUAUGUCAAAACUGAUGUGGUUCCUUGGUGGGCCCUUUGCUUGCUUUCUCUAUCCAAGAGAGUUCAUUCCAUCUUCGUGCUUCGUCUGUUUAAUGACUGUGUGGCCAUGACACUUCUUCAUGCUGCAUUACUCUUACUUGUGCACCGAAGGUGGAAUCUUGGGUUGAUUGUGUUUAGUGGAGCUGUUUCUGUAAAGAUGAACGUGCUUCUUUAUGCUCCACCUUUACUGGUCCUCAUGCUGAAGGCUAUGGAUUUCAGUGGCGUGUUAUUGGCAUUAGCUUGGGCAGCAGCUGUUCAGAUAUUACUGGGGCUUCCUUUCCUGGUUUCAUAUCCAGUUGCGUACAUAUCGAGCGCCUUCAAUCUUGGUCGUGUCUUCAUCCAUUUCUGGUCUGUUAACUUCAAAUUCAUCCCUGAGCCAGUAUUUGUGUCCAAGGGAUUUGCGGUCUUUUUGUUGGCUGCUCACCUCAUAUUACUUGCUUCAUUUGCGCAUUAUAGUUGGUGCAAACAUGAAGGGGGACUUUGCAACUUUCUGCAUUCCAGAUAUGUCUUUAUGAGAAUGAGGUUUGCGGUUUUCUUCUCUUCCUCUUUUUCUAAGAAGGUUGGCAAGAGCGGUUCAUCAUCCCUCCAGAUCCUUAAUAAAGAACAUAUUGUGACAACUAUGUUUGUUGGGAACUUCAUUGGCAUUGUAUGUGCUCGGUCAUUGCAUUAUCAGUUCUAUUCUUGGUACUUCUAUAGUUUACCUUACUUGUUGUGGAGAACGCAUUACCCAACGUUGUUGCGUUUGAUUUUGUUCGUGGGAGUGGAGCUGUGCUGGAAUAUCUAUCCUUCGAAUAGUCUUUCUUCAGCAUUACUUCUGUGUCUUCACUUAAUUAUUCUCUGGAGUUUGUGGUCUGCUCCACCUGAGUACCCUUAUGAACAGUAUAAGCCAUCCUCUGGGAAAAACAAAUAGAAGUUCAAAGGUUCCUCUCCGUCUAUUUUUGUGGUGGAUAAAGGAUGAAUUGGACAAAAUGAUUCUCCCUUAUCACUGCUUCCCCUUUGAUGUAGAUGUUUGUGAUGAUGUAUCUUGGAGCAGCCCAAGGACUACUAACUUGAGGAUGUAAAACAGAGUAUAGGAGCCAGAAUUCCCUAUUAGAUAUGCCCAUGUUUUUAUGAAUUUUAUUUGUCCAAUUCCUUUGCUCACUACCGAACCAAAGUUUUGUACUUGCAAGUGAUAGUGUAUCUAAAAUGGAAUUAUUGUCCUUUAAUAGCUUAAA